CCUCCCCCCUGCGGUGUUUGGAGAGGAGUGUGGCGGAGAGAGUCCUACAGCUGAGGUGAUCUGACACACCGAGGAGGCGCCGUCAAUGAGGGAGCGAGCGGAGGAGUGAGCCGGUCUGUGCGCAAAAAACAAAAAACCAAAACAAAAAAAAAAAACGCCCGAGGGUGGCGAGGAGGGACGAAGAGGAAAAUACAUACUUAAAUAUAUAAAAAGAAGUAAAUAAACCCUUCUCUGCUCUGACAAGGAGGACAGCUCUUCUUCCUCUUGCAGCGCAAAGAUGGGGAACCGGGGAAUGGAGGAUUUGAUUCCUCUGGUGAACCGCAUGCAGGAUGCAUUCUCCGCCAUCGGACAAAACGCAAACCUGGACCUGCCGCAGAUCGCCGUGGUGGGCGGCCAGAGUGCGGGGAAGAGCUCGGUGCUGGAGAACUUCGUGGGGAAGGACUUCCUUCCCCGUGGUUCUGGCAUUGUGACCCGUCGUCCUUUGGUUCUGCAGCUGAUGAACUGCCCCACAGAAUAUGCCGAGUUCCUCCACUGCAAGGGAAAGAAGUUCACAGAUUUUGAUGAGGUCCGGCAGGAGAUCGAGGCAGAGACCGAUCGUAUAACCGGAGCCAAUAAAGGAAUUUCCCCGGUGCCCAUCAACCUGCGGGUCUACUCUCCUCACGUGCUGAAUCUGACACUGGUGGACCUGCCAGGAAUGACCAAGGUGCCGGUGGGCGACCAACCUGCGGACAUCGAGUCACAGAUUCGAGAUAUGCUGAUGCAGUUCGUCACCAAGGAGAACUGCCUGAUGCUGGCCGUGUCCCCGGCCAACUCCGAUCUGGCCAACUCUGACGCUUUAAAGAUUGCCAAAGAGGUCGACCCUCAGGGUAUGAGGACCAUCGGUGUGAUCACCAAACUGGAUUUGAUGGACGAGGGGACGGAUGCUAAAGACAUUCUGGAGAACAAGCUGCUUCCACUCAGGAGAGGUUACAUCGGUGUGGUUAACAGAAGCCAGAAAGACAUAGAUGGAAAGAAAGAUAUUACUGCUGCUUUGGCUGCUGAGAGGAAGUUCUUUCUCUCCCAUCCUGCCUAUAGACACCUGGCUGAACGCAUGGGCACCGCCUACCUCCAGAAAAUACUCAAUCAGCAACUGACCAACCACAUCCGGGACACCCUGCCGGGUCUGCGAGCCAAACUGCAGAGUCAGCUACUCUCCAUAGACAAGGAAGUGGAAGAGUACAAAAACUUCAGACCCGACGAUCCGUCUCGUAAAACCAAGGCUCUCCUCCAGAUGGUGCAGCAGUUCUCUGUGGACUUUGAGAAGUGUAUAGAAGGUUCCGGGGACCAGAUCGACACCGCCGAGCUGUCGGGUGGUGCCAGGAUCAACCGCAUCUUCCAUGAACGCUUCCCCUUCGAACUGGUCAAGAUGGAGUUUGACGAGAAAGAACUCCGCAAGGAAAUCAGCUACGCUAUCAAGAACAUCCACGGCAUCAGAACUGGCCUCUUCACCCCGGACAUGGCCUUUGAGACCAUUGUGAAAAGGCAGAUUGGGAAGAUAAAAGAGCCUUGCACCAAAUGUGUGGACAUGGUCAUUUCUGAGCUAGUCAAUACGGUUAGGCAGUGUACCAAGAAGCUCGCUCAGUAUCCUUUGCUGAGAGAGGAGAUGGAGAGAAUCGUCACUCAGCACAUCAGAGACAGAGAAAAUCGCACCAAGGACCAGGUGCUGCUGUUGAUAGAUAUUGAAUUAUCCUACAUGAACACCAACCAUGAGGACUUCAUUGGAUUUGCCAACGCUCAGCAGAGGAUCAACCAAAUGAGCAAGAAGAAGGCAGCCGGCAAUCAGGAUGAAAUCAUGGUGAUCAGGAAGGGCUGGCUGACCAUCAACAACAUCGGCAUCAUGAAAGGAGGAGCCAAGGAGUACUGGUUUGUCCUCACCGCCGAGUCUCUGUCCUGGUACAAGGACGAUGAGGAGAAGGAGAAGAAGUACAUGCUGCAGGUGGACAACCUGAAGCUGCGAGACGUGGAGAAAGGCUUCAUGUCCAGCAAGCAUAUUUUCGCCCUCUUCAACACCGAACAGAGAAACGUGUACAAGGACUACCGUCAGCUGGAGCUGGCAUGUGAGAGCCAGGAAGACGUCGAUGCGUGGAAGGCCUCUUUCCUCAGAGCUGGAGUUUAUCCUGAAAGGGUCACGGACAAGGAAGGAAAGAGUGAUGGCGGUGAUGAAAACGGCUCCGACAAUUUCAUGCACAGCAUGGAUCCUCAGCUGGAGCGGCAGGUGGAGACCAUCCGCAACCUGGUCGACUCCUACAUGUCCAUCGUCAACAAGACUGUUCGUGACUUGAUGCCGAAGACCAUCAUGCACCUCAUGAUCAACAAUACGAAAGAGUUCAUCAAUGCUGAACUGCUGGCCCAGCUGUACUCAUGUGGUGACCAGAACUCUCUGAUGGAGGAGUCUCAGGAACAGGCCCAGCACCGCGAUGAGAUGCUGCGGAUGUACUUCGCUCUAAAGGAAGCUCUCAGCAUCAUCGGCGACAUCAGCACAUCCACCAUCACCACUGCCAUGCCGCCACCUGUGGACGACUCCUGGCUGCAGGUGCAGAGGGGCGGCUCCGGAGGAAGGUCUCCAGCCACCAGUCCAACUCCAAACCGCCGGGCCCCACCAGGACCUCCUGCCCGUCCAGGCUCUCGUGGACCUCCACCUGGGCCUCCUCCCGCUGGAGGACCUCCAGUCCCUUCUCGCCCCGGAGCUUCUCCGGAUCCUUACAGUGGACCUCCACCCACCGUGCCCUCCAGGCCUAACCGUGCACCCCCAAGUGUGCCCAGAAUCACUAUCACUGACCAAUGAGGACUAACAUUUCUGUCGGAGACCCCCGCCUUCUCCAACCCACUAGACCUCUCAGCUCCUCCCUCCCUCCUCCACUGUGUCCUCCCCCUCUGGAUGAGGGGCCACAGACAACAGCGCCACCUUCCCGUCGUGUUCUGCCUCAUCCGACCUGCACCGACUUCCCUCCUCCCGCCUCUUCGCCCUCGCAACAAGCCAUGUCCUUCCUUUGGUUCCCCUCAGCGCUCUGUUGUCACGCGGAGAUGCGGAAUACUUGAAACACACUUGCAUGAAUUACGUUCAAACACCCUCAGAAUUUAAACAAACUGUGUAGAGACUCUGAAACAACUAGUGUACGCGCAACACACACACCUGCUUUCAUACACACACAUAUAUGGUAUAUAGGAGCAAAUAUGCAGAAUAUUUUUCCUGCUUUUAAGGUAAGGGGUUACACAGAUUAGCAUGAUGAUACGCCUGAGUAUUUCUAAUGGGUAUUCUGACUUAUUUUUCCUUCAUUAAUGCUUUAUCUCAUGUUUUUUUCAUGCUUCUCUCUCUCUGUGAAGAAAUACUUCACCUGAAAUUCAAAUUUUAUAUCACCUUAUUGUGCUAAAAAUACACAAAAAAACAUCCAAUGUGUCAGUUAUUUUUGCAGAAAAUGGAUGUAAAUCUUUAGUUCUGUUUUUGCAGACUGGUCUCACAUUGUACUAGUAGCUUGACGCAUGUUUUGAAAUUGUAAAAACUUCCCUGCAGCUCUGCUUUCUAUGACUUCUUCAUACGUAUCGUUCCUCCUUUGCAGCAUUUCAGGCUGAAAGUAGCAAACCAGAGGUGAAGUAUUUCUUUAAGCUGUCUCAUUUCUCCCUGCUGUAUUCAGGUUUAGAUCUGUGAUUGUGGUCCCUUGAAAAUCACAGACGAGGACACACUUUUAAUUACAUUUAAUCACAACUAAACACCCAAAGAGAAAAGAACGCUGGGCAUUUACGCAUUCAUCUGACAAGUUAAUGCCAGAAGUUUUGAGCUGGAGAUGGUGAUUUCCCCGGUGUCUUGUCGCCUUUAUGAUUUCAGGAUGUUUCUCACGUGUCAAAUAUGAUCCUCUUUUAUUGUCUCUCUAUUUUUUUCUCUUUUAAUCUCAACCCUCCUGUUGUCCUCAUUUACGGACACCAAAAAAGAUUGUUUCCUUGUCUGAAAAAAAUCUAAAAAUUCAGCAAAAAAUUAAAAAAUUUCUGAAAAUUUGUCAAACCUUCAGGAAGAAAAUUCCAAUAAUUCCUCAAAUUUUAUUAAAAAAAAAAUAAAAAAUUUGGCAAGAAAAUUCUUGUAAAUAUUUUCAAAAAAUUAGUAAAAAUCCUCCAAAAAAUCCAAAAAAUAUCUAAAGUGAUUACACAUAUAUCAGUAAAACCUCUAAUAUUUUCUAUAAGAACAUUCACAUAAAAAUCAACCAAAAUCCAGCGAAUUUCGCUGGAUUUUGGUUGAUUUUUAUGUGAAUGUUCUUAAAGAAACAUUUUUAACAUUUCUUUUCUCCACCAAAAAAUAUUCAAAAAAUUCUCAAAAAUGUGGACAUGAGAAGUUUCACAGUGAAAUUCUUUUUUCUCCAAAUUAUUAAACUUUAAACCGGGUCAAUUUCGACCCGCGGGACGACAUGAGGGUUAAACAGCCGGCCAAACAAUGGCGGCUCCUCUCGCUCUUAGUGCCCCCUGCCACCAUUGAACUCUUAGAAGAAAACGCCUUUUACCUCCUCUCUUCUGAUCUUAACUUUCCACCACAACUAUGAAACACCUCUUCCUCCAUCGCUGUUAUGAGGGAGGGUUUGAAUGAAGUAAGGGAGGAAUGGACAGACUUUUUAUCCUUGCAUUUACUCCUCCUCAACCUUGCUCUGUUGCAGUAGGACAGGAGGGGAAAUCAUCUGAGAGAUCUUCUGUUUUGUUUUGUUUUUUGUUCUCCUGUGCAGUAGAUUAACACACAACUGUCACAACCACCUGCUGUUGUCUGUGUUUCCACAGAAUCUAUGCAAGAAAGUAUUUUCUGACAUGUAAAGGAGGCCUCCCGUGGCGCGUUUCUUCCUCUCGUUUUCACAUAAAACGUUGUUUCAGCAUUACCUUAUGGAGGCUGGACCUAAAUACAUUGUGCAAUAUAAUAAUAUAUACAUCUAUAUAUAGGAUGUCCUUCUGCAAACAUUACAAUACUCUUGGAAACAUUUCCAAGCCUGAGAGGAAUCUGUCGCCUGGGUGGCACCUUGAGACUGUUAGAAAGCUCCUUAUACGUGCUUUUUAUUCGCAGAGAGCGAGGAAUAUGCGUCAAAAAUUUCUGAUAUUCUGACAGGAAAACUUUCCAGGUUGAUGAUUUGUCAUUUUUUUUGUUCCUCUUUUGUUCUUUUCUUCCUUCUCUCAGUGGUCACGGGGGUGAGUGAGAACAUGAAAACAGCCACAGUCUCUAUGCAUAAAUCUAGCUCCUCGUCGUGUGUGCCCCCCCCCCCCCCCCACAUCGCUGUGAGUCCAUCCCACGUUUUCACCCCCCCCCCUUUUUUUCUACCACCGAGCUCCACUGUCGGCGUGACGUGUCGUAUUUUGACCCCCCCAACUCGCCAGCUACGAGAAAAAUCCGCCUCCCAGACGAUGUCACUCUAGCCAUUUAAACACCUUUUUCAAACACCGACCCCCUUUUGUGCAUCACGGCAAUGCAAAGCAAGCAUAUUCUACUUCUUAUUUAACGGUAAAUAGUUGAUUCUGGACAUAUCUUAAUGUGUUAUUAUGUAUAUGUGUGGUGCAUCUUAUUGGACUUGUACUUCCACUGUCUAGAGAAUUUAGCCUGCAAUGUAUGAAACUGCUGAAUAUUUAAAUUAUUGUUAUGAAUACAUGAGUAUAAGGAAAUAAUGUUUGAAAAACCUUCAAAAAAAUAGAGUGAUGUAUAUGGACGUUGGCAGGUUGUUUGAUACCUUUUGCUUGUAGCCGAGAGGGUGUUUUUCUGUUGUUUUUCUUGCCCUCUCUGUAUUUAGAAUAGCAGGGAGGGACGGUGUGAAUGUGGGAAGUCCUGCAGAAACCUGAUCCUGCAUCUUAUUCAAACUGAUGGAACAAUGAGUUCAACCUGCAGGACUGCUGUGCUCUGUCAACACAAUAAAAACCUCAGUGUAAUGA
Acanthochromis polyacanthus (spiny chromis) is the source of this 5925-nucleotide messenger RNA. RefSeq names its product dynamin 1a (gene dnm1a). The record is from RefSeq and is a predicted model, not a curated record. The coding region runs from base 278 to 2824 and encodes 848 amino acids. Gene Ontology annotation, cellular component: microtubule; membrane; cytoplasm. NCBI's taxonomy places the organism in Eukaryota, Metazoa, Chordata, Actinopteri, Pomacentridae. Gene Ontology annotation, molecular function: GTPase activity; GTP binding; microtubule binding. The transcript has 23 exons.